Aspergillus bombycis is the source of this 2190-nucleotide messenger RNA. RefSeq lists its product as uncharacterized. Lineage: Eukaryota; Fungi; Ascomycota; Eurotiomycetes; Eurotiales; Aspergillaceae. The transcript has 15 exons. The record is from RefSeq and is a predicted model, not a curated record. The coding region runs from base 1 to 2190 and encodes 729 amino acids.
AUGACUACCAUCCGCCUCGACGUCAACCUUUUCAAUGCCAAAGAUGACACAGUCAAGCGGACGAACUGUGUUCCGUUGAAAGAGUUUGACAUAAGUGACAAGAAGCUGUCCGACGUGCGAUCAGUGCUUAUUAAGAAUGGUGGCUUGGAUGCCAGCAAGGUUGGAUGUUCAUUUUGCUCAGCUUCCGGAGCGCUAGUCAAUGAUGCUUCGUCCUUCUCGGAUUAUGUGGAUAUUCUAUCGGAGGGAGGAGAGGAGAAGGAGGGCGAUGACAAGAAAAAGAAGAAUACAUACAAUGUCUACAUCUAUCUCAAGAGCAAGAAGACCACCACGGGCUUGAGUGACGAGGUCAAGGAGACUCUUAAGAAGGAGCUCAAUCUCAAACUCAGUGAUAAACCGGAACUGCUCAAAACCUCACUGGACCAGCUCACCAGUUCCUUCAGCAAGGCUGACUGGGUGGCGGAGGCUGCUGAAAAUGCUACGAACCCCGCCGAUAUGUCGGAGAAAGAAUGGAAUGUUGUCAUCCGCAACAACAGCCUCACAAGCGCUUCGCGAUUGGUGUUUUCCAAUCUGGGCCGAGCUUCAGAUGGAAGUAAAAAGCUCAAAUUUCGUCGGAUCGAACGUGCGCCAUACAGUGCCUUUGUCUUGAAACCAAGGAAGUUCCAGCCGCAUGAAAUUUCGGAUUCGGAGGUCAAGGUUGAGCAACAAUUCCACAUCCCCCGAUUUGUUGUGGCCGAUGAUUCGUACGUGGAUACGUUUGAGACGAAAUCGUCCGUGGCAACGGCCAUGGCUCGCAGCUCCUUCUCCUCCAUUGAGGCAGAGGCUUCCAUUGAAGGAGGAGCGUUUGGGUUCAGCGCCGCUGUCAGUGCGGGCUUCUCCUCGAGUGAGAGUAACGCAUUGAGCAAGCAGAGUACGGCGGAAAGCAGCACAAUGAACAUCACCUACAAUUUCCCUCGAGUGGUCUUGCAUUUGGAUGAGUACAGUUUGGAACUGUCAGAUGAAUGUGGCCAGGAUCUUAUCAGGGUCAAGGAUGUCAACUCUCUGAUUGCCUUUCACCACAAAUACGGCCACUUUUUCGCCACGCGCAUCGAGCUCGGUGGGAGACUCUUUUCAUCCGAAAAGUUCAGCACGCUGGGCACCAGUAGCGAAAGUGAAGCUACAAAGCAGAUGAAGAUCUCAGCUAGCGCCUCAUUCUCAUCCAAGUAUGUGUCUGGUAGUGCCAGUUACGGCCAGGAGAAUGCACAGUCGUCGCAAGAUAGCGAUUCCAGGCGGAGUUUGCAGGGUUCCAUCUCCUGGCAAGCCCAAGGCGGUGAUACGCUUCUCUGCAACAAGCAAGUCUCUCUUUCAUAUAGCCCUCCCGCAUGGUGUCCGACGGUCGCUCCGUUCCAAAACUGGCGUGUCAUCAAGCAAGAAGACGUUAUCCCCCUCGGGGACUUCAUCGGCCAGAUACCCGGCUAUGAAGAUAUCCCUGAAAAGUUCAACAAACUAGCUGAAAUCACGAGGAGGAAGGAGACGGUCAGCUUCCGGCUUGGACUAGAUGCAUGGCAACGCGCAGACAAGAACAAGCCAGAGUAUCUAGCCCUCCAUCACGCGUGGAGAAUUCGCCAGGAUGUUGCUCAGUGGUGCGCCAAACGAAUACUGAACGAUUUUAAGGAGAGCGGGUCGCUUGCACUCGAUUUAGCCAACUGGGCGAAUAUACAAGUCCCUUCCGAGAUCCAGGCGCUCUAUGAUUGUGGCCACCCUGGAGUGACAUUCCAAGACAACAGUGACGAAACGGUGUUUGACGUCGAGGUGGAAACCCUCAUGAACCAAGCUCCAGCCCUCCAAUAUGGCCAACGAUACCAUCUCUUUAACCGCAAAAGGGGCCUGUGGCUACGCGCAAUAAUCGUCAAUUAUAGAGGGACGGAGGUAACGGUGUUGGCUGCUGGAUCGAAGCACGAGGCGACACUAUUCGAAUUCCGCGACAAGGACCGAGAGGGGCCCAUGCGUGAGGGAGAUAAGUGCUGUCUGCUGGUGUACGGACCCGAUGGCAAGCAAAAGGGUAUUGUGGCAUUGUCGUUACGGGGUCAAACCUCAGAGGACGGCGUGGACGAUGCGAUGUCGAUAGGAGCAUUGCCAUACAGUGUUCCGAAUGAAGGUCGCAUUCGUUUCACGGUUCUUGAAAUGGUGGACCAGGCAGAUGUUCCUAUUUGA